Molecule: messenger RNA, 637 nt
Organism: Rhizophagus irregularis DAOM 181602=DAOM 197198
Lineage: Eukaryota; Fungi; Glomeromycota; Glomeromycetes; Glomerales; Glomeraceae
Biological process (GO): protein insertion into mitochondrial outer membrane; mitochondrial outer membrane translocase complex assembly
Cellular component (GO): mitochondrial outer membrane
Source: RefSeq, a predicted model, not a curated record
GCUUUUAAAUGGCUCAAGUAGUGAGACAAAUACCAACAAAUUCACAGUCACAUGCACCAACAACAGACGAAAGUGGUUAUAUUGAUGAAGGCUACCUUAAUAAUUUAACUAGGCGUCUUGGUACAAGACCAUCGGUACAACAAUUUAACGGAAAUAACAAUGCAACACGAGAAAUAAAUGGUCAACAACAAGGUCAAGAAGAAGCCGAGGACACUUUAUCCGAUGUAUCUGAUUUUGAUGAAGAAUGGGAAGAACUUGUUCAACAAAUGCAACAAAUUUUAGUUGCUUUUUUACUUCCUUGGUUAGGACGUUGGUUAGGAAGAAAGUUCUCUUUCUGGGCAUGGUCAAGAUUCGUUAAAUGGUAUUAUUACCCGCGUAUUACUAUUAAAGCAAAAAUUGAAACAACAGAAACUACGAUUUAAUCGCCAUAAUAGAGAGGAAAAAAAUGAAAUUCAUUCAAAUACUCUAAUUACUAAUUAUAGAAAAGCAAAAUCAAUUUUUUAAUAUAUACCCUAUAAUAGUUAUUAAAAAACGGGUGAUUUUGGCAAACUAUACGCAUAUUUAUUGCGAAAAUUAUACAAAAACUUUAAAUUUCCGAUAUAUAUUUUUCUUUUACUUAAUUUACGAAAUAAAAUUU